Alnus glutinosa is the source of this 1939-nucleotide messenger RNA. Its product is annotated as probable sugar phosphate/phosphate translocator At3g11320. Gene Ontology annotation, molecular function: antiporter activity. Gene Ontology annotation, cellular component: Golgi apparatus. Bases 270 to 1553 code for a protein of 427 amino acids. The transcript is spliced from 5 exons. The record is from RefSeq and is a predicted model, not a curated record. NCBI's taxonomy places the organism in Eukaryota, Viridiplantae, Streptophyta, Magnoliopsida, Fagales, Betulaceae.
UUCUCCUUUGACUACGAUCCACGUCAUAGGAUAGUGAAAAUCCGAUCCUCUACGAAAAGCAUAUGCCUCUGGGGAGCUAAGAAAUGGGAACCACCAGCGGUGCCACGUAGGCACUAGACUCCCAAAAACACUCGAUCAUGCUUUUGCACUUGCCGGACCCUCGCUGAACCUAGACACGUUUCUUCGCCUUAGUUAACUUUCCCUCCUCUCUCGCUCGCUCGCGCGCGCGCGCCUACGGACUCGAGCUCGACGGGUUUCCCCCAUCUUCAAUGGCGCAGAUCGCACUGACGGCGGCCUCGGCAACACUUGUCUCCUUCAAAGGUAUGCACUCAGUACUUUCUCUCUUACAACAACAUCUCAUAUAUUCUCCGAGGUUGAUUUUUAUUGUACCUUUGAUCGAUCGGGGAAUUUCAGGUGGUUCAAAACAGCGGGCUACGCUAUUCUCCGAUUCUCCGAGAGUAUCGGCUGCCAAUUUAUCGUUAUCUCCAAGUAGAGGGUUCGGAUUUCUUGCCUCGGACGGAAUAAUAAGGGGAAACGAAGGCGUUGCCAAGGUAUCAGACGGUCAAACUGCCCCGUUAUCUUACACAUGGCCGGAUAAUAAUAAGCCGUCGGAUCGAGACCCACCUCCGGGAAUGAAGGGCUCGAGCCGGUUUUUCACGAUCGGCCUUGUGGCCUCCUGGUACUCCUCCAACAUUGGGGUGCUCUUGCUCAACAAGUACCUGCUCAGCAACUACGGCUUCAAGUACCCGAUCUUCCUCACCAUGUGCCACAUGACCGCUUGCUCACUGCUCAGCUACGUGGCCAUCGCGUGGUUGAAGGUGGUUCCCAUGCAGACCAUUCGCUCUCGAGUCCAGUUCUUCAAGAUCUCGGCGCUCAGUCUCGUUUUCUGUGUGUCGGUCGUGUUCGGCAACGUCUCGCUCCGCUUCUUGCCCGUCUCGUUCAACCAGGCUAUUGGGGCUACGACGCCGUUUUUCACUGCGGUCUUUGCCUACCUUAUGACCUUGAAAAGGGAGGCUUGGCUUACAUAUGUGACGCUCAUUCCUGUUGUCACUGGGGUCAUCAUCGCAAGCGGGGGUGAACCAAGUUUCCAUCUGUUUGGGUUCAUAAUGUGCAUUGCAGCUACGGCUGCAAGGGCGCUCAAAUCAGUGGUACAAGGGCUUUUGCUCUCCUCUGAAGGGGAGAAGCUGAAUUCUAUGAACCUCCUUCUAUACAUGGCUCCAAUAGCUGUGGUCUUUCUGCUACCCGCAACGCUUAUUAUGGAGGAAAAUGUGGUUGGCAUCACCUUGGCUCUUGCUAGAGAUGAUGUCAAGAUCAUCUGGUAUUUGUUAUUCAAUUCGUCGCUGGCAUACUUUGUAAAUCUGACCAAUUUUUUGGUCACAAAACACACCAGUGCUCUCACUCUCCAGGUACUAGGAAAUGCAAAAGGAGCUGUGGCCGUGGUGGUUUCAAUUUUAAUUUUUAGAAAUCCUGUCUCGGUUACUGGAAUGCUUGGUUACUCGCUCACAGUCCUUGGAGUUAUAUUCUACAGUGAAGCCAAGAAACGAAGCAAAUGAGAUCAUUCUGGAGAGCAUUAAAUAUUUUGUUUUUCUAAAGGGUGGCAGCAUCAACCCAUGUGGAGGCAAGUUUGGAGCGCAUGCCAGCAGUUGUGGCGUGGGUUUUGCCCUCUAAAUUCUAUUUUUUGCCCGGAAGCCUCACAGAUUGGCUUCCACUUGUAUCAGCAACUCAGGAUUUUAGCCAACAAGUAGAAAAGUUCAAUAAGUGACCGGAUAUGCCUCUAUUAUUCCCAGCUUGGGGUUUUGGAGGAAUGUCUUUUUUUUAUUAUUAUUAUUUUUUAUUCUUUCAGGAAAGGAUUCUAGAAUUGGUUCUCUACACAAUCAGUCUGUUAUUAACAUUUCUUAUAUUGAUUAAUUAAUGAAAAACACCCAUAAUCUUACCAAUA